This is a messenger RNA of Bacillus rossius redtenbacheri, 5880 nucleotides long. Its product is annotated as ankyrin repeat domain-containing protein 50. Gene Ontology annotation, molecular function: protein binding. The transcript is spliced from 16 exons. The record is from RefSeq and is a predicted model, not a curated record. Bases 923 to 5263 code for a protein of 1446 amino acids. Lineage: Eukaryota; Metazoa; Arthropoda; Insecta; Phasmatodea; Bacillidae.
AUUUGAUAGGAACGAUUCUGUUGCUAAACAGAAUUCGUUAGGUUGUCAACAAACUUGCGAGUGGCCUCGGGAAUAUUUAUUUACGGCGGUGCUGCUAAUACAUGCAAUUGCCUGGAUUUCAAAGCCGUUUGUUUUUCAGACGCUACGUACAAAAUAUAAACUCAAAACAUUGGGAAGCAAAAUCAGAACCAAUUGGGGAAACUGCCUUUCUUUUGUCCCAAGCAAGCGAGCGUCGUACACGCCCACUAGUAAUGCGGGGGCAUGCGCUUUGUGAUUCUCGAGAACGGUUCAUACCUAAUGAAAAAAGGGUUUUAUGAUGCUUGAGUGUGCCUAACUGAGCAAAAUUUAAUAGUACAGUUCGGUUGAAAUUGGGCUGUCCAAAACUACUUAAGGGCCUGUGGUUGUGAGUUAUUGUCCUGCGAUUUGUGUUUUAAAUAUUAGAGGUUAUGUCGUUUAUUUUUAUUGUAUGUUGACAAAAUGCGUAUGUAAAUUAUUUAUGCGAAAGUUAAUUGUUAUAGUUUAAUACGAUUAUAAAUUCGGUUACUUUGAUAUCGUUAGUUACAUGAUGUGAUGACGGAGUCUGACACUUCAAUGCACAGUAAACAAUGGCCGCAGUCGUGUCUCACGAGUAGUGAACUUCCAAAUAGUGUUGUGUUAACGUUUUAGUGGGAACUUAAAAUGUCAGUACACUACAGAAACAUGUGGUUGCAUACGUCACAAGGAUUUUACUCUCAAAUACUUAACCGACUUCUAAUGAAUGUAUGUUGUGGCUAACCAGUUAUAUCUCAUGAAUUCAUUGCAGCAAGGUUUUCUGAUGGCAGCUAAUAUUUCCAUGUAACUUCAAUAUGGAUACUGAUGACCCAUUAGGAGUUUCUCUACAACCAUUACACGUUCUGGGAACAUAGGUAGUUUUGAAAGUAAAAUGGCGUGCUCACUGUUGGAAAGCAAGCGCUUCUUUUGCCGUGAGUGGGCAUUUUUGAAGAUAAACCACUCUUUGGAGCAAAGAUCAGUGUCCAAAACAUGUGGAACUAUGAUUGUUGGGGGGCCUGGGACUGGCAAGACGGCAUUGUGUUGUGAAAUUGUGUGGCCGUGUUCAGGCUCCAGCUCCCGUCAGCAACGAAGUUUACACAGACGGCUACUUGCCUAUCACUUCUGCCAGGCGCAUGAUGCUUCCACACUUAGUGUAGCAGAGUUUGUACGUGGUUUGGUUACCCAGAUUCUUGCUACUUCUUGUGCCACAGAUGAUAAUGCUUCAUCAUCACAUAUGCCAAAGACAUUUACUGCUGCAGACAGCUAUGCAGAAAAAGUUCGAACAGAUCCAGAAAUUCUUGCAGCUUUGCGCCCAGAUGCCCUGGAACGUGAUCCAGAUGAGGCCUUUAAGCGGGCUGUAUUAUUUCCUCUGCUUGAGAUAGAAUCUCCAAAACAAUGCCUAUUUCUUCUUGUGGAUUCCAUCGAUGAGGCUCAGUGUCUAGGUGUCACUAGUUCUAGUUUGUCAUCAUCCAGCCGACAUAGCUCGCUAGGUCCUAGUAGAACGAUAGCAGAGCUUUUGGCUAACCAUCAUCAUUUGUUUCCACAUUGGUUACUGUUAGUUUGCACUGCCAGAAGGCAGAGCAAAGCGGUGUCGCGCAUGUUCACAGGUUUUCGCAAGAUAAGCCUCGACGAUUUGCGCAAAUGCCAAGUAGUGCGUGAUGUUCAGCAGUAUAUAUUGUCGCGUUUAGACCAAGAAGAGAACCUUCGUCAACAUAUUAGUCGAGAUACUGCAGAAAUGCUUAACCAGCUUCAUAUAAAAAGUAAUGGAUGUUUUCUGUAUUUAGAAAAAGUCCUUGAUGGUGUUGCUGAGAAUUUUAUUGUUCUUCGUGAAGUACGUGAAAUUCCGGGAACUUUAAAUGGCCUCUAUUUAUGGCUGUGCCAACGGCUUUUCAAUCGCAAGCAAUUUUCCAAAGUGUUACCGUUAUUGAAUGCCAUUCUCGCAGCAAGACGGCCUCUUACUCAGGAACAGCUUUAUCAUGUUGUGUGGACUUCCAAUACUACCAUGUCUCGGGAAGAGUAUCAGAAACGUCUGCACCUGUUACGGCGGGUAAUUUCGGUUUGUAAGGAUGGGACAUUACUUCUAUUCCACCAUAGCUUUGCUGAGUGGCUGCUUGAUGUUAAACAUUGCACGCAGAAGUAUCUAUGUUCAGCUGCUGAGGGACAUGCCAUGUUGGCUAUGAACAGUACUUUGCAAGCCAAACAGUUGAAUGCAGAAGAAGUUCAAGGGUUUGCAUACCAUUUGGUGAAGAUACCUGUGCCAUCUCCAGCUAUUUUAUCUGAGAUAAAUAGCACCUGUGGCUUUGAAUACAUGCAGCUAUUGGUUUUAUGGCUUGUGGAUAGUGGUGCACACGUUGAAGAUUCCUUAAUUGAACUUUAUGAAGGAGUAACAUCUGCAGGGCAGUUGUCAUCCACUCUACCGACACCAAAAGAUCCUCGCAUACUGAAAUUACUAGUAGAUGCUGGUGCAGAGUUGAAAAAUGAAUCUAUUACUGAUGGAACUGGACCUAAGCAGUCAGACAUCUCUUUAAUUUCUCAGGUGCCUGAAGACUGCUCUUCCAUCCCAGAGACCAUAAGAGACUCCCUCGUGGCAUUACUGGGAGAAGAUGGAGAUGUGAAUAAGGUUGACCACAGUGGAAGUACACUUCUGCACAUUUUGGCAACGGAAGGGAAUGCUCAUGCAUUAGAGCUUGCAAUUAUGUGUCGGAAUGCAAAUCUGGAAGCCACGGAUAGGCACGGACAGGCUCCGCUCAACUUGGCAGCGCGACACGGGUACGAGGAUGUAGUUUCUGUGCUGCUUGCGGCUGGUGCACAAGCAGAUCACGCGGAUUGUGACGGGUGGACUGCGCUUCGAGCCGCUGCAUGGGGCGGACAUACGCAGGUGGUUGAAGCAUUACUGGAGCAUGGGGCUGCAGUGGACUGUGCAGAUUCUGACCAGCGUACAGCCCUUCGUGCAGCAGCCUGGGGUGGUCAUGAAGAGAUAGUCCUAGCAUUACUGCAGCACGGAGCAGAUGUCAACCGUACAGACGAUGAAGGCCGCACAGCACUGAUAGCAGCUGCCUACAUGGGACAUUCAGAGAUAGUAGAACAUUUGUUGGAUUUUGGUGCUGAAAUUAACCAUGCAGAUGCUGAUGGGAGAACAGCUCUUAGUGUUGCUGCACUUUGUGUACCUUCCAGUGAAGGUUAUGCUAAGGUUGUUAACAUCUUGUUGGAACGAGGUGCUGCAGUUGAUCACCAAGACAAAGAUGGCAUGACACCUUUACUUGUUGCUGCAUUUGAAGGCCACAGGGAUGUGUGUGAGUUGCUGCUGGAAUACGAAGCAGAUGUGGACCAUGCGGACCGCAGUGGUCGUACACCAUUGUGGGCUGCAUCUUCCAUGGGACAUCCUGCUGUUGUAGAGUUGUUACUUUUCUGGGGCUGUUACAUUGACAGCAUUGAUCCAGAAGGGCGAACUGUUUUGAGUGUUGCUGCUGCUCAAGGUGGCACUGAUGUCGUAAAGCAACUGUUGGACAGGGGUCUGGAUGAGCAGCACCGUGAUAACUCUGGAUGGACCCCUUUGCAUUAUGCAGCGUUCGAAGGCCACAUUGAAGUAUGUGAGGCAUUGCUUGAAGCUGGAGCGCGAGUGGAUGAAGCAGACAAUGACGGCAAGGGUCCACUGAUGUUGGCAGCACAAGAGGGCCAUGUACGUCUGAUUGAAACGCUCCUGACAUUUCACAGUGCUCCACCAGACCAGCGAGGUCAUGAUGGGAAGACUGCGUUCAGACUUGCAGUCAUGGAAGGACAUAUGGAGGUCAUGCGGGUUCUUUUAAAUCAUGGUGCAGAUGUGAAUACAAAGGAUGCUGAUGGACGUAGUACAUUGUAUGUGUUGGCUUUAGAGAAUAGGUUACCAAUGGCAAGGUUUUUGUUAGAUGAGGGUAAUGCUGAUAUAGAAACCAAAGAUUUGGAGGGACGUACACCAUUACAUGUAAGUGCGUGGCAAGGACAUGUUGAAAUGGUUGCUUUGUUGUUAUCCUUUGAUGCUGAUGUGAAUGCCACUGACAAUGAGAACAGAACAGCAUUACAUUCUGCAUCAUGGCAAGGCCAUGCUGCUAUCGUGCAACUUCUCUUGGAACGUGGAGCCACUCCCGAUCACACGUGCAACCAGGGAGCUACAGCACUUGGAAUAGCAGCCCAAGAAGGUCAUGAAGAAUGUGUGAAGGCACUUCUGUCACAUGGUGCUGAUCCAAAUCACUCGGAUCGUUGUGGGCGAAAUGCCUUACGCGUAGCUGCGAAGAGCGGACACGAUGCGGUUGUACGCAUGCUGGAGGAGCACUCCGUUAACCAUAAACCCAUUGCCAGCAGGCCUGUACCCAAUGGUGGAGGUGGCAGUAGCAGUGCAACAUCUGUGACCUCUGGCUCAACAGCGGAAACAAAGCCUUCUUCGGCAAUCCUGUACCCACCAGGUCCUAAUAUGUGCCCAGUAUAUUCGCCUGUAGAUUCUCCAAACUCUACGAAACGACGCUCAUUUGUUUCACUUGGAAACAAUUCCAGCAACAGCAAAUCCAGCAGCAAUUUUACUUGCUCCACUAAAAGCUCUCAGCAGUCUCAAGAUCACGGUGGACCCGAUGGAGGCAUUGCUGUAACUAUUUCACCACUGACUUACGACACUUACCAGGGAGCAGCUACAAGUGCGAGCGGACCAAUAUUAUCCUUCACCCAACAGCUGCAGCAGUGCACACGUGGUACGAAGAAUCGGCCCCUCAGUAGGUUGCUGAGUCCUCUGCACAGUGUGCCGCAGAGCCCGAUCUAUGCUUCACCGCCUCACAGUCCGUUCAGUGACAUCGCUGCACCUAGCAGUCCUCUCUCUGCCAACCCGCUGCUCUUUCAUGGUUCCAUUCCUAGCAGUGAUGUUCAUGCGAACACAAAUGCUGUAGCAGAUCCACAUUUUGCACGCGAUACCCAUAUGAGGAUAAUCCUAGGCAACAGGAGCCUAUCACAGACAACUGACUACACUAAUGCAUUUUUUGGCUCCAGGGGUGUAGGCAGUGGCGGAGCUGGAGCCGUUGCUACCCCAUGCAUGAAGUCGUGCCGUAAUGGCAUUGUUACCAACCCUGCGUUACGCAUAGUAGCUGGUGUGAAGAAUGGUCUGGAUGCUGCAGCGGGAAAGAAACAUGCUGGAGCGUCCAGGUUGUAUCAGAAUCCAGGACAGUUUAACAAGGCAAAUGAUGUUCAGUGGAGGAAGGAAACACCUCUCUGAAAUCAACAGGUUUCAAGAACCAAGACUUAUGGGGAAGAUAGAGUAAACAUUGGACAUGUACAGUAAUUUGACUGCUGAUUUGUUACCUCUGAUGCAAAUAAAGUAAUCUGCUAUCCUGAUUUCAAGCCAAAUAUUAGUGUAAUAAUUGAGGUACCCUUCUAGAAGAUGCACACCUUUUACUUCUUGAUCUCAUAAGAUAAAAAAGAAAACUUUGAAGAACAUAAGGUAGAGCAUGGAGAAGUUACAGGGUAUUGGGAAUUAUAAGCAACUUGAUGCAAUGUGCCAAGAAAGAUGAUUGAUGCUAGAUAAUAGUAUAGAUAGAAAAUAGUUUAGAUUCAGGUGAUUUUGGAUGCUGCAUCAGAAUUUAAAAUUCUAGCAAGAAACUUAAAUAAUAGUUGGUACCUUGUUAGCUGCAUUCUGUACAGGCUGAUAUUUAACUUAAUGUGUGUUACGAACAGAUUGUUUUUAUAUGGUGGAAAAUUUCAGAAACAGUUACAGAAAGUGUGUUCUAAUGGCCUCCUAAUAAUAUUGUGUUGAUAUAAAUAAUGGUGAUAAUUUAUUUGAAGAGAAUGUAAAAAUUGUUUUGGCAAAAUAAAGAUAUGAAGUAUUCCAAUUUC